This is a messenger RNA of Zingiber officinale, 3167 nucleotides long. Its product is annotated as transcriptional corepressor LEUNIG_HOMOLOG-like. Lineage: Eukaryota; Viridiplantae; Streptophyta; Magnoliopsida; Zingiberales; Zingiberaceae. Bases 355 to 2727 code for a protein of 790 amino acids. The transcript is spliced from 18 exons. The record is from RefSeq and is a predicted model, not a curated record. Gene Ontology annotation, molecular function: protein binding; transcription corepressor activity.
UUUUUUUAAAGCUCCUCCACUCUUCUUCGGAGUUCAGGCCGCUUGGCGAUUUCGGUCCAUCCUCCGAUUGGGCGACCUAAUCGUUCUAUUUGACGCAUCGAUCUCCUUCUCCAUCCUCACUCAUCUGUUGGCGAUUUUAAUCCCCUGUUAUUCCCUUUCAUCGAGGUCUCAGAAUCGAUCACCAGAGGGUUCAGAUACCUCUGAUGGCUGGAUUCGUCGAAUCUCAAUUGCCGUAGAAGAUUUAUAUUUCUCAAAGUGAAAUUGUGAGUGUUGAUUGCGGUCGUAGCCAACUCGACCUGAAGGGUACAAGGUCGAUAUUGAUAUUUUCGAGUAUCGUGUCCUGGAGGAGAAGGUAUGGCGCAGAGUAAUUGGGAGGCUGAUAAGAUGCUUGAUGUUUAUAUUCAUGAUUAUCUGUUGAAACGAAAUUUGCAAGCUACUGCUAAAGCUUUCAAGGAAGAAGGGAAAGUGGCGACUGAUCCUGUUGCAAUUGAUGCUCCUGGUGGUUUUUUGUUUGAGUGGUGGUCUGUGUUUUGGGAUAUCUUCAUAGCAAGAACAAAUGAAAAGCAUUCUCAAGUUGCUGCAGCAUACAUAGAGACACAACGGGCAAAAGCAAAGGAAGAACAUCAAAGGCAAUUACAGAUGCAGCAGUUGCAACUGAUACAGCAACAAGCUCAACUGCAACAAAGAGGCGUUAACCAUCCUCCUCUCAAUGGGACAAUAAGCUCUACAAACACAAAUGGCAUUUCAGGGCCUCCAACUGCUAGCUUAUUGGCUGCUAAAUUGUAUGAAGAGAGAAUGAAGCAGCCACAAUCCAUGGAUAGUGAAAUAUCCCCCCAACUUCUUGAUGCUAAUAGAGUUGCGCUAAUCAAAUCUGCAAACAACCAUCCCGGGCAAUUUAUCCAAAAUAACCCUGUUAGUGGACCUGCAGCAACCCAGCAUGUUCAAGGACAGAAUCAACAAACAUCUGACAUUAAAGGCAUCAUGGGCGUGGCACAAAGAUCUUUGAAUAUGGAUCCCUCUUCAUUGUAUGGCCAUGGUAUAAUGCAAGCAAAAUCUGGGCUAAGUGGUGCUGGAAUGACUCAAGGUGUUAGUGGUCUUCCUCUUAAAGGCUGGCCUUUGGCAGGAAUUGACCAAUUACGUCAAAACUUCGGCCCUCAAGUAAACAAGCCCUUUCUAUCAAAUCAAAGCCAAUUUCAGCUUUUAUCGCCCAACCAGCAACAGCAGUUUUUGGCACAGGCUCAAGCACAAAGCAAUAUUGACCUGUCUAACUGUGGCAUAGAUCCUCGCAGGCUUCGAGCAUUGCCAAGGAGUGUACUCAGUGGAAAAGAUGGUCAAAUGAAUGGAAAUGAUGCAUCAAUUGGUUCUCCUAGCCAGUCAAGUUCGCCAAAGGUCACACAAGAUCAAGCUUUCUUGAAGGCAACCCAGAUGCAGCAGUCAUCUAAUCAACAGACACAAGAACUGGUGCAGCAACAACAGAUGCAACAGAAUACACGGAAGAGGAAAACUACUUCUUCCGGACCAGCAAACAGUACUGGCACAGGAAAUACUGCAGCACCAUCUGCUAACUCGCCUCCCUCAACUCCAUCCAUCCAUACACCUGGUGAUGGUGUUUCAAUGGCUGGCAACCUGCAAAAUGCAAACACUAUGUCAAAAAGUUUGAUGAUGUAUGGAACAGAUAAAUCAGGGAGGCUUGCUUCUUCAAGUCAUCUGGAUGAUCUAGAGCACUUUGGUGAUGUUGGUUCAUUGGAUGAUAAUGUUGAAUCUUUUCUGUCAAAUGAUGAUGGUGAUGGACAGGACAUAUUUGCUGCAUUGAAGAGUACUGCUGAGAACAAUGUGGAACCGUUAAAUGGUUUUAGUUUUAAUGAUGUUAGUUCUAUGCAAGCUGGGAGCAACAAAGUAGUUUGCUGCAACUUCUCUACAGAUGGGAAAUUGCUUGCUAGUGCUGGACAUGAUAAAAAGGUUGUUGUCUGGAACAUGGAAUCACUGCAAACUGUAAGCAGUUCCCCAGAACAUUCUCACAUCAUCACAGAUGUCUGUUUUAGGCCAAAUUCAACUCAGUUGGCAACUUCUUCUUUCGAUAAAACUGUGCGGCUAUGGAGUGCUUCAGAAUCAAUUCAUUGUUUACGUUCUUUCACUGGGCACAGCUCGCAAAUAACUUCACUUGAUUUUCAUCCAAAAGAGACGGAUAUCUUUUGUUCUUGUGAUGACAAUGGUGAGAUCCGGUACUGGAAUGCUAGCCAAUAUUCUUGCACACAGAGUUUCAAGGGUGGUGGUACAGUACAGGUGAGAUUUCAGCCCAGAAGUGGGCAAUUUCUGGCUGCAGCUGCAGACAACAUGAUUUCUAUUUUUGAUGUUGAGACCCAUACAAAUAUGCGGACGUUACAGGGUCAUAAAACAGCAAUACAAUCUAUUUGCUGGGAUCUAAAUGGCAGCACACUUGCAUCUGUUAGUCAGGAUUUAGUUAAAAUAUGGUCAACACGCACCUGGGAUUGUAUAAGUGAGCUAAGCUCCAAUGGUAACCAGUUCCAUUCGUGCAUCUUCCAUCCAAGAUACACACAAAUCUUAGUUAUUGGAGGUUAUCAGUCAUUGGAGCUAUGGAAUAGGAUUGAGAACCAAACCAUGACGGUCCAGGCACAUGAAGGUGUUAUUGCAGCUCUGGCGCAGUCAAGCUUCACUGGGAUGAUUGCCUCUGCUAGCCAUGACAAAUCUGUUAAACUAUGGAAAUAGAAUUGAGCCCUACCUUUCAUGGCAUUCGAGGCUCUAGGGAUGAAGACAAAGGUGAGCAUGGUUCCAGGCACUUUUCCGCGGUUCGAUUUGUAAUUUUACAACAUUAAAAUGGAAUUCCACCAACCUGUCGGUCAAGUAUUCUCUCUAAGUGAUCUACAUUAGUGACAGCCUUGAUUUUAAUCUUCUCAUUGCCUUCAUACAAUAGUCAUAGAUCUAUAUUGACUGACAGGAUGAUUCAGAUGAACUUGCAUGAUGACAAAAUGGUAUGGAUAAACGUGUGCUCUUGUUAAAAGUUUAAUUAUGCAUUUGGCAAUCGGUCAGUGUUCUUCACAUUAUUUCGUAGACGGUGAGAAAAUUAUUUGUGGACAUUUCAAGUGUAUUGUGGAUUGUAUAGGUUUCCCUUUGCCUUAUAAAAUUGAUAAUCUAAGACGAUUUCAAAC